AUUUUGACGAAAGUGCAGUGAUGUUUGGUAAAACAUAUAAACACUAAAAGCUACUGCUGGAGUAGCGUUACCUCUUUCGCGUUUUUUAACAGAUAAUUGAUUAAAUAUUGUAAAAUGUGGGGCGAGUAAAAUAAAAUUGUGAUUUGUAGGAAUAUUCUUGAACCGGUUUAACUGCAUAGGUUUUAUGUUUUUGCUAAGUAAAGCUAAACUAUGCUAAGCUAAUGUUUCUUCCUCAGGAGAGAUGGAUUCAGCUUCAGCUGUACAUAAAGAUGGUAUCAUGACUGAAGCCAAUAUCCUAAAUCUGACCUCCACCUCUCAUAAUACGGAUAAGGCAUGUGGGAUGCUCACAAAAGAUGCAGAAGAGGAGGAGAAUGAGAAAGAAGCUGUCCCCAAACCCAUGAGACCAGCAUUAAACCAUUGUAUGCAGGAAAAACCAGUGUUUCCUGGCAAAACCGUCGAUCCCAGUCACUGCAUCGCCUUAGACCUGAGAGGUGAAGACAGAGUCCCUUAUACUAUCAACAGAUACUUAAGGGAUUACCAGAGGGAAGGCAUCAGAUUCAUUUACAAUAACUACAUCCAUUCUACUGGUUGUAUCCUGGGAGAUGACAUGGGUCUUGGAAAAACCGUUCAGAUAAUUGGUUUUCUUGCUGCUGUGCUGCACAAAACGGGUACAUGGACGGAUGUAGAGAACAACCGGCCUCAGUUUCUGCAAUCUCAGAUGUCCUCCAAGCAAAGCAAUCCCUGCAAAGUGUUCCUCAUUGUGGCUCCACUGUCGGUGCUUUAUAACUGGAAAGACGAGCUGGACACGUGGGGUUACUUUCAGUCUGUGGUGGUCCACGGACUGAGGAAGGAGGAGGAGCUGGCUCGCAUCAGGAAGGGUCGCAUCGAAGUCGCUCUCACCACCUAUGAGACUCUUCGGCUUUGUUUGGAUCAAUUCAAUACAAUAGACUGGUCAGCCGUGGUUGUUGAUGAGGUGCACAAGAUAAAAAACCCAAACUCUCAGAUCACUCAGGCCAUGAAGGAGCUGAGAUGUAAGAUCCGAUUUGGUCUCACUGGCACAAUCUUACAGAACAACCUUGAAGAGUUGUGGUGCGUCAUGGAUUGGGCCGCACCAGGUUGUCUCGGCAGCCUGGGGUACUUCAAGAAUAAUUUCUCAGAUCCCAUUGAACAAGGACAGAGACACAGUGCUACAAAACGCGCCCUGGCCACAGGAAGGAGGACCGCCCAAGCCCUGGUGAAGAAGAUUUGUCCUUUGUUCUUGAGGAGAACUAAAGCGCUCAUCAAAGAACAGCUGCCAAAGAAGGAUGACAGGGUGGCGUACUGCUCUUUGACAGAUUUUCAGCAGACCGUGUAUCAGGCUGUGCUGGACUCUGAGGAUGUGACGUUACUGCUCAGAUCGUCAGAAAAAUGUGAUUGUCUCAGCGGACGCACUCGCGGAAACUGCUGCUAUAAAAAAAACUCUAAAGGUGUUUGCAUGAAGGAGAUUUACUUUAGUUAUCUGGCCAUAUUGAGGAAGGUUUCCAACCACGCAGCUCUUCUUCAACCAACUCCAGGCACCAGCAAGAAACAGGAAAAGUAUUUGAGUUCCAUUUGUGCAACGGUUUUCCACAAGUUUCCAGAAUUUGUGCAGAGAUGCAAAACUGAAGCAUUUGAAGCCCUUUCAGACCCGACUUACAGUGGGAAAAUGAAGGUAUUGCAGAUGCUACUCAAGUACUACCUGCAAAAGAGAGACAAAGUACUCAUCUUUUCCCUUUCAACCAAGCUGUUGGAUAUCCUGGAGAGCUACUGCAUGGCCGAGGGACUGGAUUUUAGCCGGUUGGAUGGGUCCACCAAGUCCAAAGAAAGAGUCCAGAUCGUCAAAGAGUUCAACAGCUCUUCUCACGUCAACCUAUGCCUGGUGUCCAUCAUGGCUGGUGGUCUUGGCCUUAACUUUGUUGGUGCGAACGUGGUGGUGCUGUUUGACCCCACCUGGAAUCCAGCCAAUGAUCUUCAGGCGAUUGAUAGGGCGUAUCGUAUCGGCCAGUGUAGAGACGUCACUGUUUUUCGGCUGAUUUCACUUGGAACCGUGGAGGAGGUUAUCUACCUCAGACAAAUUUACAAGCAGCAAUUGCAGAGCUCAGUUGUCGGCAAGGAGAGCGCCCGGAGGUACUUUGAGGCGGUGCAGAGGAACGACGUCUACAAAGGAGAACUGUUUGGGAUCAAAAAUCUCUUCAGGCUGCAAAUGGAAGGAACGUGUCUCACAUGCAGGAUUCUGGAGCGGGAAGGACAAGUGGAGGCCGGCGUGAUGACAACAAGAACACACAGAGGGGGCGAGAAGGUGGAGGAGACGAAGGGAGAUGGCGAACCCGGAGAUCCACUCAAAAAUGGCCCCCUGUCUAAGGAUGAAGCAGCUGAGAAGACGAGAGACACGUUAGAGAUCCCCAGUGAUCUCCUGGACUUCAGCUGUGGGAGUGGAUCAGAGGAUGAGGAGGUGCAGGGGCUAAAGAGAAACCCGGGUGGAGAUGAUGACAACAAACGUGAGGGGGCAAGUUCGUCUCCCGGUCGGAUGGGCCUCCUUCAGCUUGGCUUCUCUAAACUCCUCGAAAGGGUGAAAGAAAAACCAGACGCAAAGGAGGACAGCAGCUCUUCUGAAGAGGCUGAAGAUCAGCGUGUAGAGGGUGAUUCCACUGCCAGCUCCAAGACGUCCAGUCCAGGAAAUACUAGUGCUGUCAGUCUUCCCAAAUGCGAAACAAAAAACAAAUCCUCUGACUCCGACGGAAAACAUGAAGGUAAUGGAAACAUGUUUAACGAGGGGGAAUAUGCAGUGAGGCGGAGGCAGGGUCUGAAACGAGGGAUGGAUAAACAAACUGCAUCGGAUGACAAGAGCGAUGAAAAUUCCUCACCGGACAACAAGAAAGCUCAUAAACUCAAAACUACCGUUCCCGACGUUCACCUAUUUGACAGUUACUCCGACGAAUCAGACGAUCUAGACUUCGAAGCGAAGAUGUGUUGCGAUAAAGAUGGUUGGAAUCCAUACAAACGAGAUGGAGGACGAGGAAAGGCCGAUCACAUCACAAGAAGGCACAGUGCUGGUGUAAGGAGCAAAGCUGGAUCUAGAUACAGAGAGGACAUAGAGACAUUCACAUCUUCAGAGGACGAACAGACGACCUCCACCGGGAGACGAGCAUCUCUGAAAAGGCCGAGAUCUCCGGCGUCUACAGAAAAGAAGAAGACCAUCGACCAUGUCCUAGGGGGUCUACAGGAGGUGGUGUACACACACUCGAACCAGCGUGUUGUGGGUGGAAGCAAAGCCGAAGAGCUGAUCAGCAGAGCUGCUGUACGAGACGUGUUUGAAUGCAAAAUGUUUUCCCAGCUCCCAGCCAAUAACCUGCUCGGCACCCAGGAGAGUCUGCCGGCAAGCCCGCCUAGCAGCGAGCCUCCCUCUGCCUCCGUUCAGCAGCAGCGGCUCACCGUGGAUCAUCCGGUCAUCUUCACUGGCAAAAGUGUGCACCAGACCCAACACGCCACCGUCAUCGUCGGGGAGACUCCCAAAGCCAUACGACGGCAGCAGCUGGAACAAAUGGCCGAGAAGUUCAAAUUUGCCUCAGUCCAGUCGUUUGCCGUUGAGAUUCUGAGAGGAAACUCCUCCCACCGACUGUCCUGGCUACAGCAGUAUUACACCUCACAGAACCACGCUGAUCUGGCUAAGAUAGUCACAGCCAAGUUCCCAGAGCCUGAUUCAGCACAGUCCUCCUCUACAACUGCUACCUCGACACCAUCCACAAAACCAGCCGCCAAAAGACGACACACAACUCAGAAUCUCCCACAAAAGGAACCUUUAGGAACCACAGAAUCUGGUGAUUGCACCCGGAGGAAUCCGAAACCCAAAACUAAGACCAAAUCUCCGCAAAAUAAUGUUUCUUUGCCGCAAAUUAGACCUGGCAAACUAAAAAAUGAUGUUCUUGGACCUCCAAAAAGGCAAAAGAUGUUAGAAGAGAAUGCGCAUGAUCCUGAUGUUCCAGGGUCUGUUUCGGAGGAGCAGGAGGAGAUGGUCUGCAGAGCCAGAGGAAGCAAGAGCACAAAGAAUAGUAGCGUUGCUAGUUCUGGACCGUGCAGAGCUGGUGUUGGUCUUCAUGUAGAGCAGGCCAGCAGCAGUGGUCAAAGGUCUGAGAAGGCUGCUGCUUUCCUGAGCCGCACAGACAGAGAUACCCCUUCUUCCUCUGACCUCGGCUGUCGUAGCUCCGCCCUGUCAUCCAAACCUACUGCUCAAGAAACAGAGCAGGAAUUGCCAUCAAGGGUGAGAGAAACUUCUCCUUCUUCCUCCUCGUGUAACCAGUCCUUUCUGAUGGAUCUCCUAGGAGAUACAUCCAUUCUAGAUGACCUUUUAAAACCCAGACCCAAGAAUGUACAACGGAUAAACAUUCCUGAAGCAGCUCCCACAGCCUCAGCAAGUCACGUCACACAUCCACCCUCCAGUCAAGCGCUCAGUCCUGAUUUAAGCUCAAAUAUACGAACUACACAGUGCGUCAGUGCACAAGCAAAGGGCAGCCACCGAGACAUCUGGGACAUCCUCGACGAAGGGAAUGAGGAGAGCAUCAACAAGUUAACAGAUCCACUCGAGCUGCAGAGAGUUUGCAUCAGCACCAGCUUUGCAGCUAGAGGCUCCGCUGGCCAGAGGGAUAGCAAGAGUCUCUGGAAAACUAACGACAAGUUCCUGUGGAAGAAAUGAUCAAACAUUUUAAAAGAGAUCGUUUACGGUUUCUAAAAAGUGAAACACACCAAAUGUGAGUGUAAUAGAUGUUUUACUAACAUUCUUGCAGGUCCAAAUGACCUGUUUUUUUAUCUAAAAGUCUCUAGUUGAGAAUAUUUACCCAAAUGAUGACUACUUUACAAUUAAUAAUCUGUAUGUGGGCCUUUUUCAAGUCUACAGUCCAAUAUUCACAAAUUUUUCACAUAUGCAAAUUUAUUUUUGUUUUCCAGUAUAUAUUUUUUUAAUAAGAUCUGUUUGGGGUUAGGGAUCUGUUAACCCUAACCAUUAAGAUCUGUUUCUGGAAUUGAAGAUGCACAAAUAUUUAGUUAUAAUCAAAUCUGAUAUUAUGCUAAUAGGCAACUAUUCAUGGUGAUGUCAUCACAUUGCGUAAAAUCAUGUUUUCCAUUGCAGCUUAACAGUAAGUGUUCCAAAUGGUUGAAAUUCGCCCUCAAAUAAGACUAACCAGUUCAUGGAGGCAAAGGGUUUAGGAAAGAACCGAGACAACCAUUUAUCCAGCAACGUCUCCUCCUGUGGAAUCCCACAGCCUUCCCAGGCCAGUCAUGGUGUCCUCAUCACUGAAGAGCCCCGACCCAUCUCUUGUUCUGUCCUGCCAUUGUUCAUGAGUAAAACAGCUAGAUACUCAAACUUCUUGCUUGAGAUAGAGACUCAUUCGCAACCUGAUUCGGAAUCGUAGAGAAGAGGAGAGCUAAAGGUCAGGGCUUGGAGAUGCUAACAGCAACACAUCAUCUGCAAAACUGAGAUAGUAUGGCGCGGUAUGGGGGGCAAAAUUAAGACUACUGCCCAGCAGCAGGAGGCUAUAUAAAUUCUGAAGCAAACUACCGACCUGAUUAAUGAUAAGCUGGCGCCGGUAACUGAGAGGCUGGCGCUGCUUACUGAGGAAUAGCACCUUUACCGGCGUUACUAGAUACGCUAG
Nothobranchius furzeri (turquoise killifish) is the source of this 5663-nucleotide messenger RNA. RefSeq names its product excision repair cross-complementation group 6-like 2 (gene ercc6l2). Gene Ontology annotation, molecular function: ATP binding; ATP-dependent chromatin remodeler activity. The record is from RefSeq and is a predicted model, not a curated record. NCBI's taxonomy places the organism in Eukaryota, Metazoa, Chordata, Actinopteri, Cyprinodontiformes, Nothobranchiidae.